UCAUCUUGCAACUAUUGUUCCAUUUCAAAUCGACCCCUUUGGAAUCUUUCUUUUGAUACCACCAAUUCAGAAUGGCCACACAGACAAAGGUAGUAUCUAGGACCGAGUACCUUGCACAACGCCUACGUCUACUAGACUUGGAAAAAGCUCACACCCGGCAAAGCGACGAGCUUGCAAAGCUUCGUAGGGAACUCCCUGUUGUCCAGGUCCUGGAACAAUACACCUUCACCACACUCGACGGUGCAGGCAACAAAAUCACUGUCGCACUCGAUGACCUAUUUGACGGUCGUCCUCAACUCAUCAUCUAUCACUUCAUGUUUGACCCCGAGGCCGAUGCGGCUUGUCCCUCUUGCACACUCUUCGGCGACCACAUUCCUCCCUUGCAGCACCUCAAUUCUCACAACACAUCCUUCGCCGCCGUGUCUCGUGCUCCUAUGGACAAGAUUCAGUCUUAUAAGGAUCGCCUUGGCUUCACCUUCCCCUGGCUAAGUUCUCACGGCAGCUCUUUCAACUAUGACUUCAACGUCACCACUGACCCUGCUAUAAAGCCUGUUUCGUACAAUUUCCUCGACGAGGACCAGCUGAAGCAGCGUAACAUUCAUCAAUUCUUUGGAAAAGGCGAACAGCCAGGGACUUCGGUCUUCAUAAAAGGUGGUUUUGGGAUUGGCGAGGAAGGAAAGAUCUACCACACCUACAGCACCUAUGCCAGGGGCGGUGAGAAGCAGAUUGGAACCCUCCUCUGGCUUGACCUGACCCUCCUGGGAAGACAGGACCAGCGCACCGAUGGUUUGGGGUACAAACGCCGCGACGAAUACACUCCACAAGACCUCAGGCCAACCGCGUCUGUGACCUUCAUAUAG
Molecule: messenger RNA, 860 nt
Organism: Exophiala mesophila
Lineage: Eukaryota; Fungi; Ascomycota; Eurotiomycetes; Chaetothyriales; Herpotrichiellaceae
Exons: 2
Coding region: 72-860 (262 amino acids)
Source: RefSeq, a predicted model, not a curated record